This is a messenger RNA of Silurus meridionalis, 3250 nucleotides long. It is a transcript of the gene kdf1a, whose product is annotated as keratinocyte differentiation factor 1a. Lineage: Eukaryota; Metazoa; Chordata; Actinopteri; Siluriformes; Siluridae. The record is from RefSeq and is a predicted model, not a curated record. The transcript has 4 exons. Gene Ontology annotation, biological process: keratinocyte development; regulation of epidermal cell division. The coding region runs from base 435 to 1850 and encodes 471 amino acids. Gene Ontology annotation, cellular component: cell junction.
GAGGAGUGAGAGAGAAGGAGUGAGAGGAAGGGUGAAGGAGUGAGAGGGUGAAGGAGACAGAAGAUCAGAUUAAUCGGAACGCGCGUGAGCUCCUCCGUGCGCGUGAACGCUGUGCGCGCGCUCUGUCUGCGGCUCAGAUCAUCUCGGGCAGUCUGAAACAAUCCGCUUCAAACCGCGACGGAAAACCGGGACGAGUGUGUGAGGAGUGUGUGAGGAGUGUGUGAGGAUUGUGUGAGCAGUGUGUGUGAGCAGUGUGUGAGCCCGGGUUUAUGGAGUGUUUCUGGUUAUAAAUACUGAAAGAAGGUGUGUUUCGGGAAGAAAAUAAACCGCCUCAGUGAGGAAAAGCCGCUUCCGCCAUCGGAAUCAGCGCGAGCAAGAGCUCAGAACAACACACACUUCCUGUCGAGUCUAUGAGGUCCUGACUGAAGUGCACAAUGCCUGGACACAGCACCGGGACCAAACACAAGUCUCGACCACACACACACGGGUCGGGAGGCUGCAGGUCCGAGUGUUACAGGCAGAUCUGCUCAAGCAACCAGCACUCCUGCCGAGACCAACACACCACCAAACAGGAGUCGUACAGGAACCAACGCAACUCGAAUCAGGACUCGUACCAGAAUCACUACACUGAUUUACCCCAGCUCAUCAAGCCUGCCCUGCCCCACAGUCCUCCAAACUACCCCAAAUCCACCACGAGUUCAUACCGAGACAAUCACAAAACUAAUCACGAUUCGUACAGGAAUCACCAUGCGGCCAAUCACCACUUGUACCGUGAUAAUCAGCAAGUGUAUCACAACCAUGCCACGAGUCCGGAUCGCAAAAUGUCCCAGGAUUCCGGCCGGAAUUAUUACACCAGUAAUCAGCACUUGUUCCGAGAUCAGGAUUUACAGCGUGAUCAGUGCGCUGAUCCUCCACGUGCCAUCAUUAUCGACACGCAGCCGUCUCACGCCACUUCUCGGAGUUGUGCCAGUGGUCUGAUCCCCAGCGCUCCCUGUGGCUCGUGUUCUUGGUCGAACUGCCGAGCGUUGAUCUGCUGCGUCCUCACAUGUGGCAUUUAUGGUCGCCAGCAGCCUUGUGUUCCCCCAAACGAGAGCUCCACUGACCCAGCACCCAAAUCCGAACCUGAACCACGGCGGCCCGAGCCCAAAUCCGAGCCCAAAACCACUCACCUGCCCAGUUCUGGAAGUUUUCGUUAUGGAGACGUGUACAUAGCGGGAAAGAAAGUUGUUUACUCGCCGAAAUCAGAUGCUCCAGCUCGACGCAGCAGAUCUACAGCAAAGGGCGAGAGUCAGAGACCCAUCAGCAACACUAGUAUUUACUCCAGGGAGGAUCUGGACUUAGACGAAGUGGAUGAUGGAGGAACAGAUAUCGACUCACUUAUCACCAAAAAGCUUCUGGAACUUUAUAAACUGCACCAGAUCGAGCAGUUGGCCAAGUGCACGUCCGACCUGUCCUUCUCACGCAAGACGAAUGAGAUCAGCGACCUGAUCAACAGCAUCGCCCAGGACUACAACCUGGAGGAGCAGGAGGCCGAGUGUCGGCUCGUACACGGCGUCAUACGCAUCAGCACACGCAAGUACAAGUCUCAGACUUCUAAAGGAUAUAAAAGCAAAGACUAUAAAUCCCAGGAUGCAUUGCUGCAACCAAAUGGGAGGAGGGACGGGACAUUGCCAGACAGCGGGAAUGAAACCAUGACCUUUACCUUCAGCACAGAUGAACCAGAGAUGCUGGUGUCUGAUCUGACGCCGUCUGACGAGCUGGCGAGGAAGAUGAGAGGACACAGUGGGCGAAGCGCAGCGUACUCCUCAGGACUGGCCACGGACUCGUCUGCAGACAUGCUGCUGUGCUGACAAACGCCAGACGGAUUACAGACGUGUCGCAGGGAUUACAGACCGUACCUUGUAUUUAUUACACACCAGAUGUCUGGAUUAAACACUAAACAAUUUGAAGGCUAAAAGACAAUGUCACUGCCACCACCACACAGAGACGCACAGCUGGAUUAGACUCUCAGAUGUAAUCUCAUAUUCUAGAAGGAGGGUCUGGAUUAGAGGCUGCACAUCUGGAUUAAACACUUCACAGCGGGAUUACAGUUGCUGACAGAUUGUAGAAGACUGAAGGGGAUUUACAGACUGCACAGCUGGAUUAAAGAUCACUCUGUGGGUUUGGAGAGCACAGGCCUGAACCUAUCACCUCCUACCCAAGAGCAUUUUCAUCCCCAAUCUUCUCCAGAUAUCUGGAUUAGAGAUCACAAACCUGGAUUAAUGACUUUAUGGCAGGAAUUAGAGACGUGUGCAGGAUUACAGAUCUGUACUUUGGAUUAAACACACUGGAUUAUGGACACUCUGGCUGGAUUUUUUCUCUCACUCUGCACACUUUAUUACUGUGUGUGUGUGUGUGUGUGUGUGUGUGUGUGUGUGUGUGUGUGUGUGUGUGUGUUGGGUUAAACUCCGUGCCUGUGACUAUCCUGUAAAAACUCCUGUAUUGAGUCACAGAGCCGGGACCUGAGGAACCUGUGCUACGGCUGCUCUCAGACCACACACUGUCUCAGCGUCUCUAUGUCUCAGUCUGUGCCUCUGUCUUCCUGUCUCAGUGUCUCUGUCUCAGUCUCAGUGUCUCAGUCUGUCUGUCUUCCUGUCUCAGUGUCUCAGUUGUAUCAGUGUCUGCGUGAAGAGUAUUGUCAUGUUGUCCUUCACUCAGACUUGUGUUACGCUUGUCCCUCAGGCUGCUUUACCUCCAGGCCCUUUGUGUUGAUGUUUCACUUAUAAAGAACUGUGCAAUUUAGUUUGUUGUGUUUUAUGAAAGUUCCAUUGUAUAUUUGCCUGUAUUUUGGGUACGUGUGUGUGUGUGUGUUUGUGAUGAACUCCACACACACACACACACAGUGUUACAUUUAGGAAAAAGUUUUAUAUAUUUUUUUUAAUUUGCACUUUUCUGAACAAGCUUCUGUUCUUUUCUUUCUACAUGCCUCUCUGAAGACUACAGCCUCCUCCUCCACCGUGUGUGUGUGUGUGUGUGUGUGUGUGUGUGUGUUAAACUGUGAACUCGUUUGUCUGGUUUGACAAAGCAGGAAACAAAUAAAGGAAUUAAAGGAAAUGAAAUCCGCGUGCGUGCGUGUGUGUGUGUGUGUGUGUGUGUGUGUGUGUGUGUGUGAGGAGGCGUUGAAACACUCAUUGAGGCUUUUUGGAAGUUUACAAUCGCAUUUAGCUGAUAUUAUUCUUUUUGGAAUUUUUUAAUAAAGUGCAAAAACGUU